GCUACCUCGCCUUUACGUAGUGACGUAAUUUUUGCCUCGUUGGAGGGUGAUUUCAUCGGGAAAAGGACUGCAACACAAAGAGAGAAGAGAUUUCCUAUUUUUUGUGUAUGUCAACGUAUCUUGUUUCGGUAUACGAUCAAAAAGAGAUGUCAGUGAGUGAGGAUAUGGAUAAUGCAGACCUGCUUGGUCUAAUUUUCCCAGAUGAAAACCAUGGAUCCAGUGAUCUGUUCCUCGCAGAGGCGAAUAACUUGCUGGACAAUUUGCUUUCAGAGCAAGAUAUGCUUAGUGGAAUGGAUACAGAGGACUUUCUCAGCAGUCUUCUGGGUGACGACAAGGAUGGUCUGUCUGUCAACUGCCUGUCUCACUCUCCUCACGGCAGUGACAGUGGCAUCUCAGAGGACACCACCCCUCCUCACUGCCAGAGUCCACACGAUGGCAGUGAGAUAGACACCGUCCCCAGUCCAGGCUUCGAUUCCUUGCCGUAUCCCGAGUGUGUGACAGAGAGCUACGAGGCCCAGGUGGUGCAGACAGACCACUGCUACACCCUCCAGCAGGACACUGAUGCUCUGCUGAGUGUCCGCUCAGAGAACCCUGAUUCAGAUGUCUUCAUAGAUGUUGAUGAUUUGGAUGUUGAUAUGACAGAGGACUUCUCCAAUGAGCUGCCCUGCUCACUCACAAUUGAAGAUUCAACACAUAGCUGCAAACUAGACAACCAGUUCCAGUUCAAAGAGAUCGUUUUGACUGAUGAGGAGAGAAGACUUUUGGCAAAAGAAGGCGCUACUAUUCCAGCUCACAUGCCUCUUACAAAGGCAGAGGAGCGGACCCUAAAGAGAGUGAGGAGGAAGAUCCGUAACAAGCAGUCUGCUCAGGAGAGUCGCAAGAAGAAGAAAGUUUAUGUUGAUGGAUUAGAGAACAGGGUUGCGAUCUGCACUGCUCACAACCAGGAAUUACAAAAGAAGGUUGAGAUGCUUCAAAAGCAAAACAUGUCCCUUAUUGAACAGCUAAGAAAACUGCAGGCUUUGGUGAAAAUGUCCACAAUGAAAACCACCACAACCAGCACUUGUAUUAUGGUAUUCCUGCUUUCUUUCUGUUUGAUCAUCUUUCCCUCAGUCAAUCCUUUUGGCAGCAGUGGACAGAAAGAUCUGUAUACGUCAUCAACAGGGAUGUCCCGAGCCCUGCAGUCUUAUCCAGCCUUCGUGAAAGAUGACAUUGUAUCCACGCUUGCUAAAGAAGUGCCAGAUCAGGAUGUCCUUCUGGCCACAGUGGAAAGUAACCAGGUGCUGCUGUCAGGCGGUCAGAACCAUACACCUGACUACCAGCGGGUUGAGCAGUCGGACUCAGAGUCUGGUGUAAACAGCAACUCAUCCUCUGACUUCCCCACUCCUGCCCAAUCAGAUCUCAAAGCAGACGGAGCUCUCUCAGAGUCCCACAGAAGCUCAGCGGCAGCUCCGGUAAUCUACAAUGGGCAGAGCAAAACCAAGGAAAGCUGGAUAGAGCAGAAACCCACAUCAGUUAUUAUACAGCAGCACCGCUCUGAUGAAAUGUAGGAAAGCACAUAAAAGUUCAUCAUCUAAAACAACACUGUUGUUUUAGAUAAAAACAUUAUUAGAGCCAUUUCAGUCUGACCAUUUUGUCAAUUUUUUUUAUAUGGAUCUACUGUUAUACUUUAAUAGCACUUUCAUUGUACCUAGUCAUUUAUUUGGAUGUUAUUGUCCGUUUUAAUCUGCACAAAUUACGAUUCUCUUUCAAUGGAAAGGUGAAGGAAUUUGAUCAUCUUCAACUCUGCAUUGUGUCCAUUUUGAGUUUAGAUACAUUCAGGAAAUGUAUUCGUGUGUCUACCCAAUGUAGGGCAUCUAUUAGAAUAUUAUUUUCCCUUGUAGAAAGGGAGCCAGUUGCUUAGAGAUUCCACUACGGAAUAAAAAUCAGUCAUGGUGAUAUAGCAGUCUGUUUAGAAAAGGGAUAAGCAACUUUUCUUUGUAAAAGCUUGCUUUUUUUGCUCUCAUUGUACAUUUUUUUUUGUAGCUUAAAACACCUUCCAUUAAACUGCUGUAAAUUUUGGCUAAAAUGUAUCUUUUAGAGGGGGUAAAGUGUUGCACAUAUACAGACAAUAAUAAUAUAGUGUUUAUGUGUGUGUAAAUACAAUAUAUAUAAAAGAAAUGUCAUGACAUUCUGUGUCAGAUACACAUUUUAAUGUAAUUUUCAAUGUUGAUAUUUUGUCUCUUAAAAGUUUCUUUUUUGUAGUCUUUUUUUAUUUACCUGUUGAUUGCUUUCAGUCUUUGAUAUCAUAAUAUGAUGCACUGAUGUAUCUGUAAACAUGGAACGUCCAUAAGAUGUUAAUUUCUGUCUUGAUCAUGUUACUGAGCACAUUGAUUAAAAAGGAUCAGUUUACUAUAA
Messenger RNA from Myxocyprinus asiaticus (Chinese sucker), 2394 nucleotides. RefSeq names its product cyclic AMP-responsive element-binding protein 3-like protein 4. Gene Ontology annotation, cellular component: nucleus. The transcript is spliced from 10 exons. Gene Ontology annotation, biological process: regulation of transcription by RNA polymerase II. NCBI's taxonomy places the organism in Eukaryota, Metazoa, Chordata, Actinopteri, Cypriniformes, Catostomidae. The coding region runs from base 108 to 1547 and encodes 479 amino acids. Gene Ontology annotation, molecular function: DNA-binding transcription factor activity, RNA polymerase II-specific; RNA polymerase II cis-regulatory region sequence-specific DNA binding. The record is from RefSeq and is a predicted model, not a curated record.